Molecule: messenger RNA, 786 nt
Organism: Pseudocercospora fijiensis CIRAD86
Lineage: Eukaryota; Fungi; Ascomycota; Dothideomycetes; Mycosphaerellales; Mycosphaerellaceae
Exons: 9
Coding region: 1-786 (261 amino acids)
Source: RefSeq, a predicted model, not a curated record
AUGUUACAUCUCUCCAUUCUGCAUCACUCACAAGUCAGUAUCACUUGGAUCUCGAUCUUUGUUAAAAACAAAUAUUUGUUCUUCACACUCCAGCUCCUCACAUCCGCCAGCGUCGUAAUCGCACGUACACCGCAGCGCGCGAAAGCCAUACUCUUAAUUGAUCUUCCCGAACACCUGUGCACAUGCCUUGCUCUCGUCCUCAUCUUUUUGCUCAUGGAACCUUGCGAAUUUCCCUACAGUUCUCUUGUAAAGACUUGGACAGAAGCAGAGCCAAGGUCUCAGGUAACAAAACGAGCAGCUCAGGCGAUCUGUCGAACGAAGCCAUCCAGGAUGAAGCGAUGGAGUGCUGCGAGGAACACAUCUGCGCUGAGAUUGCAGGUGGAUGGUACUGGACAGCACCUGGUGGAAACACUACAGGACAGGACAUUGGAAUCCGACGUUGACCAUGAUCGAGUACAAGAAGAAUUGGGACGCAGCAUGAGGUGGAAUGGAUUAUCCUCCACAGAGUCCACACUGGAGAAGGAACGGCGCUUGGAGGCGCAUGGACCGCCAAGCACUUUCACGCUGCCCCUUUCUGCGCGCAAGUGGUCGUUCGCUUCCUACUCCUACACGUCAAAUAGUACACGAGAGUACAGCGCGCAAAUCCAGCACUCGUUCAUAGUGCAGCCAUUCAUUCAUUCAUCCACCCAAAUACACUCUUUCGAGCAACGACCAAUCACUCAUUUCCGGAGCGGACCAACAGACAUCACCACCGCGACUAGACUUCCCACUCAUCCUUCUCCAUAA